GAAGCUGGGCGGGGGGCCGAGACGGGGGCCGGGACGACGGCUGGGGCGCUGGGGUCGCCAGCUCCUCGCCCACCUCCCUCCCUGUGGGAGAAGAGGAGGAGGGGAAGUGACUGCGGAGUUGAUGAACUUUGCACAUCCAGAAACGCCAUUUUGAUUCCUUUUCCGGAACAAGUUUGCAUCUCUCCUCGGUCUCUCCCUGAAGCCCACCGGUCCCCAACGCAUCAUGCCUGGGAGCCAAGCGUCCUGCCCGGCCGUUGCUCCGACUGUGUGCUCCAGGAGUGGUGGCUCUGAGGUGUGACCCUGCCCACCUUUGGGCCCAGCCAGGUUCAGCCCCCCAGUAAGGAGGGCAGCUUGAUAACACAAAGAAAACAGUGUCAACGAAUACUAACAAGAGAAGAAGAAAAGGUCAACACAGACUCAUUUUCUACUCCAUGUGAAUGAUAGCUACAGCAGGGGGAAGUUUCAUAGUCUUAUCAGUUGGGUCAGAAAAUGGAGUUUUAUGGCAGAGGCUUCUUAGAAGCUUAAACCCCUGUCCCAAUGACGUCAAGUUCGCCCGUUGGCUUGGAAGGUUCAGACCUGUCUUCCAUCAACACCAUGAUGUCGGCGGUCAUGAGUGUAGGGAAGGUCACAGAGAAUGGCGGGAGCCCCCAGGGCAUCAAGUCCCCCUCGAAGCCUCCAGGACCAAAUCGGAUUGGCAGAAGGAACCAGGAAACGAAAGAGGAGAAGUCUUCCUAUAACUGCCCCCUGUGUGAGAAGAUUUGCACUACCCAGCACCAGCUGACCAUGCACAUUCGCCAGCACAACACAGACACUGGAGGAGCCGACCACUCAUGCAGCAUCUGCGGGAAGUCACUGAGCUCGGCCAGCUCCCUCGAUCGCCACAUGCUGGUGCACUCUGGUGAGAGGCCUUACAAGUGCACUGUGUGUGGCCAAUCAUUUACCACCAAUGGGAACAUGCACAGACAUAUGAAGAUCCAUGAGAAGGACCCUAACAGUGCCACAGCCACAGCCCCUCCAUCUCCUCUGAAACGUAGGCGAUUGUCCUCCAAGAGGAAACUGAGUCACGAUGCCGAGUCAGAGAGAGAAGACCCAGCACCAGCUAAAAAGAUGGUAGAAGACGGGCAGUCAGGUGACUUGGAGAAGAAGGCUGAUGAAGUCUUUCACUGCCCAGUAUGUUUCAAGGAGUUUGUUUGCAAGUAUGGACUGGAGACCCACAUGGAGACCCAUUCAGAUAACCCACUAAGAUGUGAUAUUUGCUGCGUCACCUUUCGAACACAUCGAGGACUGCUGCGUCACAACGCCCUUGUCCACAAACAACUUCCCAGGGAUGCAAUGGGCAGGCCUUUCAUACAGAACAACCCUUCGAUUCCCGCUGGCUUCCAUGACUUAGGAUUCACGGACUUCUCCUGUAGGAAGUUUCCUCGCAUUUCUCAGGCCUGGUGUGAAACAAACCUGCGGAGGUGCAUCAGCGAGCAGCACCGUUUUGUCUGCGACACCUGUGACAAGGCGUUCCCCAUGCUCUGCUCACUGGCCCUGCACAAGCAGACCCACAUGGCAGCAGACCAGGGUCAAGAAAAGCUGCAGGCCACGCCCCUGCCUGGUGACGCCCUGGACCAGAAGGGCUUCCUGGCCUUGUUUGGCCUGCAGCACACCAAAGACGUCAGGCCUGUCCCCGCCGAGGAGCCCCUGCCAGAUGACAACCAGGCAAUUCAGCUCCAGACACUCAAGUGUCAGCUACCUCAGGACCCCGGCUGCACCAACCUGCUGAGCCUGUCUCCUUUUGAAGCUGCUUCCCUAGGCGGUUCUCUCACAGUUCUCCCUGCGACCAAGGACAGCAUAAAGCACCUGUCCCUGCAGCCCUUCCAGAAGGGCUUCAUCAUCCAGCCUGACAGCAGCAUCGUGGUCAAGCCCAUCUCUGGCGAGUCGGCCAUUGAGCUGGCAGACAUCCAGCAGAUUCUGAAGAUGGCGGCCUCGGCUCCCCCUCAGAUCAGUCUUCCGCCCUUCUCCAAGGCCCCCGCCGCCCCACUGCAGGCGAUCUUCAAGCACAUGCCCCCUCUGAAGCCAAAGCCCCUGGUCACACCACGGACGGUGGUGGCCACCUCCACGCCCCCGCCUCUCAUCAACGCCCAGCAGGCUUCCCCAGGCUGUAUCAGCCCCAGCCUGCCGCUACCGCCCCUGAAGCUCCUCAAAGGCUCAGUGGAGGCGCCCUCCAACGCCCACCUGCUGCAGUCCAAGUCCGGGACCCCGCCCAGCGCGGCCACGCGGCUCUCCCUGCAGCAGCCACGGGCGGAGCUACCGGGCCAGCCCGAGAUGAAGACGCAGCUGGAGCAGGACAGCAUCAUCGAGGCCCUGCUGCCGCUGAGCAUGGAGGCCAAGAUCAAGCAGGAGAUCACCGAGGGGGAGCUCAAGGCCUUCAUGACAGCGCCCAGCGGCAAGAAGGCGCCAGCCAUGCGCAAGGUGCUCUACCCCUGUCGCUUCUGCAACCAGGUGUUUGCCUUCUCGGGGGUCUUGCGUGCCCAUGUGCGCUCCCACCUGGGCAUCUCGCCAUACCAGUGCAACAUCUGCGACUACAUCGCCGCCGACAAGGCCGCGCUCAUCCGCCACCUGCGCACGCACAGUGGGGAGCGGCCCUACAUUUGCAAGAUCUGCCACUAUCCCUUCACUGUCAAAGCCAACUGCGAGCGGCACCUGCGCAAGAAGCACCUCAAGGCAACCCGCAAGGAUAUCGAGAAGAACAUCGAGUAUGUGAGUAGCAGCGCGGCCGAGCUGGUGGAUGCCUUCUGUGCCCCGGACACCGUGUGCCGGCUGUGUGGCGAGGACCUCAAGCACUACCGUGCCCUGCGCAUCCACAUGCGCACGCACUGCGGCCGCGGCCUGGGCGGGGGCCACAAGGGCCGCAAGCCCUUCGAGUGCAAGGAGUGCAGCGCCGCGUUCGCGGCCAAGCGCAACUGCAUCCACCACAUCCUCAAGCAGCACCUGCACGUGCCCGAGCAGGACAUCGAGAGCUACGUGCUGGCCGCCGACAGCCUGGGGCCCGCGGAAGCGCCAGCCACUGAGGCCUCGGGGCGCGGGGAGGACAGUGGCUGCGCUGCCCUUGGUGACUGCAAGCCCCUCACAGCCUUCCUGGAGCCUCAGAACGGCUUUCUUCACAGGAGCCCCACCCAGGCUCCGCCUCCCCAUGUCUCGAUCAAGUUGGAGCCCACCAGUAGCUUUGCGGUGGACUUCAAUGAGCCCCUGGACUUUUCUCAGAAGGGCCUGGCGCUGGUCCAAGUGAAGCAGGAAAACACCUCCUUCCAGAGCCCUUCUUCCCUGGCCCUCUACGACUGCUCCAUGGAGCCCAUCGACCUGUCCAUCCCCAAGAACUUCAGGAAAGGGGACAAGGAUUUGGCCACUCCCAGCGAAGCCAAGAAGCCUGAGCAGGAGACGGGGAGUAGCGGGCAACCCUCUCCCUGCCCAGCACCCGGCCCUUCUCUUCCCAUGACUUUGGGGCCCAACGGGAUCCUGGAAAGCCCCAUGGCCCCUGCGCCGGCGGCCACCCCGGAGCCCCCAGCGCAGCCCCUGCAGGGCCCCGUUCAGCUGGCGGUCCCAAUCUACUCCUCAGCCCUGGUCAGCAGCCCUCCACUCGUGGGCAGCUCAGGCCUCCUGAGUGGCACAGCCUUGCUGCGGCCACUGCGGCCCAAGCCCCCCCUGCUUUUGCCAAAGCCCCCCGUGACAGAAGAGCUGCCCCCGCUGGCCUCCAUUGCCCAGAUCAUCUCAUCUGUGUCCUCGGCCCCCACUCUCCUGAAAACCAAGGUGGCAGAUCCAGGGCCAGCAAGCACUGGCAGUAACACCACGGCUUCAGACAGCUUAGGAGGCUGUGUCCCCAAAGCCGCCACCGCUGCCACCACCAGCCCAAAAGAGUCUAGUGAGCCUCCCGCUCCAGCCAGCAGCCCAGAGGCUGCCUCUCCCACUGAGCAGGGCCCAGCGGGCGCCUCGAAGAAGAGGGGCCGGAAAAGGGGGGUGAGGAGCCGUCCCCGCGCCAACAGCGUUGGGGUGGACCUGGACUCCAGCGGGGAGUUUGCGAGCAUCGAGAAGAUGCUGGCCACCACGGACACCAACAAGUUCAGUCCGUUUCUGCAGACAGCGGAGGACAACACUCAGGAUGAGGUGGCCGGAGCCCCCGCCGACCACCACGGGCCCAGUGAUGAAGAGCAGGGCAGUCCCCCAGAAGACAAGCUGCUGAGGGCCAAGCGGAACUCGUACACCAACUGCCUGCAGAAGAUCACCUGUCCCCAUUGUCCCCGGGUUUUCCCUUGGGCCAGCUCCCUACAGAGGCACAUGCUCACACACACUGGUCAGAAACCCUUCCCUUGUCAAAAAUGCGAUGCCUUCUUUUCUACCAAAUCUAACUGUGAACGCCACCAGUUGCGCAAACACGGAGUUACCACCUGUUCCCUGAGAAGAAACGGGCUUAUCCCCCAGUCAAAAGAGAGUGAUGUUGGAUCCCAUGAUAGCACAGACAGCCAGUCGGAUGCGGAGACUGCAGCCACCGCGGGCGAAGUGCUAGACCUCACUUCACGGGACAGAGAGCAGCCGUCGGAGGGCGCCACUGAGCUCCGCCAGGUUACAGGGGAUGCCCCUGCGGAGCAGGCCAAGGCGGAAACGGCCUCGCCUGUGCACGGAGAAGAGCACGGGCCUGGGGAGAGCCAUGAGCCGGAGGAGGAGCCUGGCGCUGAGGAGAGUGCCGGUGACGCUGACGGCGCUGAAGAGGACGCGUCGAGCAACCAGAGCCUGGACCUGGACUUCGCCACCAAGCUCAUGGACUUCAAGCUGGCCGAGGGCGAGGGCGAGGCAGGCGCCGGGGGCGCGGCCACGCAGGAGCAGAAGCUCGCCUGCGACACCUGUGGGAAGAGCUUCAAGUUCCUGGGCACCCUGAGCCGCCACCGGAAGGCGCACGGCCACCAGGAGCCCAAGGACGAGAAGGGAGAUGGCGCCAGCACUGCGGAGGAGGGGCCCCAGCCCGCCCCUGAGCAGGAGGAGAAGCCCCCCGAGACCCCGGUAGAGGUGUUGGAGUCGGCCCCGGGCGCCGGGGAGGCCCCGGCGGAAAAGCCUGCAGAGGAGACUGAGGGCCCCUCCGACGGGGAGAGCGCGGCCGAGAAGAGGUCCUCGGAGAAGAGCGACGAUGACAAGAAACCAAAGACAGACUCCCCCAAAAGCGUGGUCAGCAAGGCAGACAAGAGGAAGAAGGUCUGCAGCGUGUGCAACAAGCGGUUCUGGUCGCUGCAGGACCUGACCCGGCACAUGCGCUCCCACACAGGGGAAAGGCCAUACAAAUGUCAGACCUGCGAGCGAACCUUCACCUUGAAGCACAGCCUGGUUCGCCACCAGCGGAUCCACCAGAAAGCCAGGCAUGCCAAACACCAUGGGAAGGACAGCGACAAGGAUGAGCGGGGUGAGGAAGACAGCGAGAACGAGUCCACCCACAGUGGCAACAACCCCGUCUCAGAGAACGAGGCUGAGCUGGCUCCCAGCGCCAGCAGCCACAUGGCCGUCACCCGGAGCCGGAAGGAGGGCUUGGCCAGUGCCACAAAGGACUGCAACCACAGGGAGGAGAAGGUCACGGCAGGGCAGCCGUCUGAGCCUGGCCAGGGUGACCUUAACCCAGAGAGCCCAGCGGCCCUGGGGCAGGACCUGCUGGAACCUCGCAGCAAGAGGCCUGCCCACCCAACCCUGGCCACAGCUGAUGGUGCCUCGCAGCUCCUGGGGAUGGAGUGACAGCCUCAGUCCCCCUCAGCACAGACAAAAGCCAGCAGAGCAAAGCGUCAUGGGGUUUCCUCAGUGCCCUUCAGCUGUUGGAGAGUGAGAGAGAGAGAGAGAGAGAGAGAGAGAGAGAGAGAGAGAGCGAGUGCGAGACACAAGCAGGAGCGUGGCUGCUCGAGCACUCAGUGCCAUAGCCUUACCGCAGCGUGCGCGGGAGGCCACAACCCGUGCCGAUUCCAGUGCCUUAACUACUUACCGGAUCCCUCCAUAUUAUCGUGGGUGUUGUAUUUUUCCAAAAUGACUUCUUAAACAAAACAAAUAUUGUAAUGAAUUGUCUGGAGAGGACUUCUUCAUUUGAGCAUUAGCGUUAUUUUUUAUUGGUGUGUGUGAGCUUGUUCUUGUGAAUCUGUGAUAGCACCGUUUGUUCGUAAGCUGGAAACAGAAGGAAAAAACAUACCCUUGGGUACCCAUAGCCAAUAACUGGAAGAAAAUGAUGUGAAUUUCAUGUAAAUGACCAGAGGAAAGAUGGAUAAGAUGAUAAUUUCUUAAAUAGACAUUUUCCUUUUUUCUGUGUGCUUCAUGGUGGAGCUGUCAUCCGGUCCUUGGUAUUACAGGAUGUGGUUGAUGAAGGUUUCCAAUAUGGUUUCAAGCCAAAACCAGGAAAGAUUCUAGCUUCAGCCUCAUGUCCGUUUCCACUCUGUCAGCAUUAGACAUGGUCACCGUUCAAGUUUCAAGACAUCGAUUCUUAACUAUAGAGAAGAGUUACUCCCCUGGCGUCUAAACCUAUGGAAAAUAUGCACGGAUAGCAUAUAUUUGAUUGCCUCCUCUUCCCUUUCAGUAUCUAUAUUAUUAAUAUUAUUAUUAUUAUUAUUAUUGUUAGUUCAUCAGUUUGCUGUUCUCUGCAGUGAGCAGAAUCAAAUGGGCAAUAUUUGUCCUGGGAGACCUGUGCCGCACCCGGGUCCCCGUGUAAACGUGUGCCUGCGGCUGUGGUUGGCACCCUCGGGUGGUAGCUCUUCUACCGGAAUGAGACAAGCCUUUCUUCUGUCACUGCAGAAUUUAGCAGGGCCGUGAGCAGUCUUCCCAAGCAUGGCCCAGGAGCAGCUCAGAGAGGGUGGAGUGAGGGUGUGUGCAUCCAGGAAACAGGCAUCAAGAAGCCAGGACCGUGCCUGGAGCACUGCAGAGAUGACUUUGGAGAAAGCAAAGCAGUGACCCAGUGACCAGGCACGUUACUCGUGAGCGAGGUAUUCCCAGUCUUCCUGCUAAGCCUAAUCCAAGCCUUACCCAGCUGUGCUACUGUCAUUUGCAAAAGCAAGGAAAUACUACUACUGGUAAUAAAACUACACAUGCAAGAUGUCAGAUAAGAAAUAGGUUUAUAUUUACCUUCCUGCGAUGUGGAGUUGGUGCUUGAAGAUAAAUGUGCUGUUUCUAGUUUCUUAAAUAGCCCAAACCCCUGGGUGCAAAAAGGCAGGAUUCUUUUUACCCAUAAGCAUCUUAGGCAGGCAAUAGACUUCCCUCACUGUCCCCGCCUGCAGGGAGGAGAAUGUACCCCACUGCAUCUGAGCUCCUGGUCCCUCAGCCAAGACCUCAGGGGCCCCCAGCCAGCCUGCUGCUGGGGACCCCUGUGCUUGCUGCAGUGUGUGGAGCCUCUUGCCUUCCCCUGGGGAGGCAUACCUGUACUCCAGCUGCUUUCCCCUGCCUUUUUCUGGCCCCAGUGCCCCUCCUUUACAUAGACUUGUUCACACAGAAACAUGCACACCCCCUUUUCUCCGCCACUUCACCAGUUUCUGAAAUCCAACCUCCCAGACAUCAAAGGAAGAUAGAUAUUCUUGAGAUAAUGAAAAGUGAUAUCUUCGCGUAUGAAAGGAAAAAAGGUUGAGGUAUAUAUGAUUUUUAACUGUAUUAGGGAUGUAUGAACCAGUUUAAAAAUAAGGUUUUAUUUACUGUAGAGAUGAAUGCAAAUCAGAACCAAUGAUUCCUUGGUCUACUUAGUUAAAACCAGUUCAUACAUCCCUUAGGUUUCUUUUUUUAUUAUUACAGUUGUUAUUGUUAUUUUUGUUGUUAUCAUUUGGGGUUUCUUGUGUUUUUUCUUUGCGACUCUCCACACUAAACUCGCAAUAUUGUGGGGAGAAGCUGUGAGUAAACUCUACGCUGCGGUGAGAUGUAGCAGUAAUCAGCUCCCAGCAACGUGAGUAGCCGGGGCUGCCGCUCGCAAUAAUCACUAUUGAUUUAAAGCUUUACUUAGCCUUGAUCUGUACCCUCGUAGUCAAUAAGGUCUUGCCACAUUUUAUUAGUGAGGUGGAGAAACGUAUUAUUUGUUUGUUUUUGCCCUUCCCCCACCCCCCAAUAUUAAACUGUGAAAUUUGUGAUUUGUUUAAACUCUGGGUGAAUCAUAGCUUAGUUUGCAUGUCCAGCUAAUUUGUUUCUAUACAUUUUGUUUGAUUCUCUUUCUCCUUCUCUCAGGGCUUUUACAAAAAAAUAUAUAUAUAUGGAUCUUCUGAAAAGUUUUUUGAGGUGCAAGUUUUUUCUCUUUUUUUUUUUUUCCUCAUUGAUUAAUGGACAUGAUGCUGAGAUUCAAUCACUACAUGAAACACCUGGCUGUGAAAACAGAACAACCCAGAGGGCUGUUUUCCAAGCAGCGCUGGGGAAGCUACGGAACAGCCGGAUGCCAGUUUCGGGAGGAUUCACCGUACGUUCUGACCCUCUGUUCGUCUCUUUCCUCUCCUCUUUCUUCAAGAAGGAAAUUGAUCCUAGUGAUUUCAGCCCAUGCAUUAAACAGGAAACAAUAAUAAAUUUGUAGAAUGCAUAUUUUUCUAAAGGGAACUUAAAAACUGCUGCUACAUGUUAUGUACAAAACUGGUUUAUGCCACAUGAACAGAGAAUCACAAGUUUGGUUUUGGUACUUUUUGUUCCUCUUUGUAUUCAGUUGUAUAGAACUUCCAAAUUCAGAAUGAGAAGAAAGCUGUUCUGUAUCAAACCAUCUAAGCAAUAAAUGUUAUAUUUUAAAAGCGGCA
Messenger RNA from Rhinopithecus roxellana (golden snub-nosed monkey), 8750 nucleotides. It is a transcript of the gene RREB1, whose product is annotated as ras responsive element binding protein 1. Gene Ontology annotation, cellular component: nucleus. NCBI's taxonomy places the organism in Eukaryota, Metazoa, Chordata, Mammalia, Primates, Cercopithecidae. The record is from RefSeq and is a predicted model, not a curated record. Gene Ontology annotation, biological process: regulation of transcription by RNA polymerase II. Gene Ontology annotation, molecular function: RNA polymerase II cis-regulatory region sequence-specific DNA binding; DNA-binding transcription activator activity, RNA polymerase II-specific.